AUGGCCGCUAGUUUGCAAGGCCACCAGGUACAUCCUGAGGGUCGUACAUGGAAAACACACUUUCCAAAAGGCGACCUCUGGGUAUUCGGAUACGGGAGUCUAAUCUGGAAACCACCCCCACAUUAUGACCAACGAGUCCCAGGCUACAUCAGUGGAUAUGUCCGCCGCUUUUGGCAGGCUAGUACCGACCACCGUGGGACACCCGAACAGCCGGGUCGGGUUGUUACCGUGAUUGAACGAAAGUUCUGGGAGACGCUGGAUGACCCGCUGGCAAGACUAGAAUCCCAGUCCGAAUCUACCGGUAAGGUGUGGGGCGCCGCAUACCAUAUCCCCGCUUCACAUGCUGAAGAAGUUCAUGAUUACCUUGAUGAGCGUGAGAUAGAUGGUUAUAGUGCUCAUUUCACGCCUUUCUAUCCUGUCUCUGGAGAGGAAUCAUCAUCUACUGAUGCAACUGGGAAAUAUUCAAUUUGCAUGGUUUAUAUUGGCCAGCCAACGAAUCCGCAGUUCUUGCGUGAGCGAGCUCAGCGUGAGCCGCAGAAUGUGGCGCAGGUGAUCAGUGCGGGGCAUGGGCUUAGUGGGAAGAAUUCGGAGUAUCUUUUCCUGUUGGAGAAGGCGUUAGACGGGAUUGGACUGGGAUCGGCAGAUGUUCAUGUUACCGAUUUGGUGAAGAGGGUUAAGGCUAUUGAGGUGGAGGGUGAGGGCGAUAGAGAGGAGCUGGAGGCAGAGCGGGAAGUGAAGCUUUCAUUGGCUUCUCAUGAGGAAGUGGCACGUGGAGAUAAUAUCGAAUGA
This is a messenger RNA of Penicillium pulvis, 789 nucleotides long. Its product is annotated as gamma-glutamylcyclotransferase. The record is from RefSeq and is a predicted model, not a curated record. Gene Ontology annotation, cellular component: cytoplasm. NCBI's taxonomy places the organism in Eukaryota, Fungi, Ascomycota, Eurotiomycetes, Eurotiales, Aspergillaceae. The coding region runs from base 1 to 789 and encodes 262 amino acids. Gene Ontology annotation, biological process: glutathione catabolic process. Gene Ontology annotation, molecular function: gamma-glutamylcyclotransferase activity; glutathione specific gamma-glutamylcyclotransferase activity. The transcript is spliced from 6 exons.